Molecule: messenger RNA, 819 nt
Organism: Salvelinus namaycush (lake trout)
Lineage: Eukaryota; Metazoa; Chordata; Actinopteri; Salmoniformes; Salmonidae
Product: secretagogin-like
Exons: 11
Coding region: 1-819 (272 amino acids)
Biological process (GO): regulation of long-term synaptic potentiation; regulation of presynaptic cytosolic calcium ion concentration
Cellular component (GO): nucleus; terminal bouton; cytosol
Molecular function (GO): calcium ion binding
Source: RefSeq, a predicted model, not a curated record
AUGGACAGCGCUUUUGACAACCUGGAUGCUGCAGGCUUCCUACACAUAUGGCAACAUUUCGAUGUUGACAAUAAUGGUUAUAUUGAAGGAAAGGAGUUGGAUGACUCUUUCAGACACAUGAUGAAAAAACUUGGGAUGAGUGAUGAAAUAACGGAUGACAAAGUUAGAAGAAUGAAAGAAAGGUUCAUGUCAGCUUAUGACACCACAGCUGAUGGUCGCCUGCAAAUCCAAGAGUUGGCCACCAUGAUGCUACCGGAGGAGGAGAACUUCCUACUACUGUUCCACAGAGAGACGCCAUUGGACAACAGUGUGGAGUUCAUGAGGAUCUGGAGAAACUAUGACACUGACAGCAGUGGAUACAUAUCAGCUAUAGAACUCAAGGGUUUCCUGCAGGACCUGUUCCUCCAGCACAAAAAGACCAUCUCCCCCAACAAACUGGAGGAGUACACCAACACCAUGAUGGAGAUGUUUGACAAAAACAACGAUGGCAGGCUGGAUUUGAAUGACCUAGCCAGAAUCCUGGCUCUAAAAGAGAACUUCUUGCUGAAGUUUGACAUGAAUGCUUGCAGUCAAGAGGACCGGAAGAGGGACUUUGAGAAGAUAUUUGCUCACUAUGAUAUGAGUAAGACGGGUGCUUUGGAGGGUCCGGAGGUGGACGGCUUUGUCAAAGACAUGAUGGAACUGGUCAAACCUACCAUUAGUGGAACGGACCUGGACAAGUUCCGCAAGCUGCUCCUGGGUCACUGUGAUAUGAACGGUGAUGGAAAGAUCCAGAAGAAUGAACUGGCCCUGUGCCUCGGCCUGAAAUACUCCAGUUAA